Messenger RNA from Drosophila grimshawi, 2373 nucleotides. It is a transcript of the gene ergic53, whose product is annotated as protein ERGIC-53. The transcript is spliced from 5 exons. Gene Ontology annotation, molecular function: D-mannose binding. NCBI's taxonomy places the organism in Eukaryota, Metazoa, Arthropoda, Insecta, Diptera, Drosophilidae. The coding region runs from base 27 to 1613 and encodes 528 amino acids. Gene Ontology annotation, biological process: endoplasmic reticulum to Golgi vesicle-mediated transport; endoplasmic reticulum organization; Golgi organization. Gene Ontology annotation, cellular component: endoplasmic reticulum membrane; endoplasmic reticulum-Golgi intermediate compartment; COPII-coated ER to Golgi transport vesicle. The record is from RefSeq and is a predicted model, not a curated record.
AUAGUGGCGCUGUCAAAUCGAGAAAGAUGCAAGCGACCGGGUCGAAAUUACUGCUGCCAACGAUUCGCAAAUUUCUGGCCAUUUUCUGCAUAAUUAUUGCACAAAACAAUGUGGCGGCAAACGUGAAUCCCAGCGCCAUCAGUGUGCAUCGACGCUUCGAGUACAAAUACUCGUUCAAGCCACCAUAUUUGGCACAAAAAGAUGGCACCGUACCCUUUUGGGAAUACGGGGGAAAUGCAAUCGCCAGUGCGGAAAGUGUGCGUGUGGCGCCCUCGUUGCGCUCACAAAAAGGCGCCAUCUGGACGAAACAACAAACAAACUUCGAUUGGUGGGAUGUGGAGAUCGUUUUCCGUGUAACAGGACGUGGCCGGAUUGGUGCCGAUGGCUUGGCCUUCUGGUAUACGACGGAGAAGGGUGAUUAUAAUGGUGCCGUGUUUGGUUCAUCGGAUCGCUGGAAUGGUCUGGCCAUCAUCUUUGAUUCGUUCGACAACGACAAUAAGCACAACAAUCCGUACAUUAGUGCUGUGCUCAACGAUGGCACCAAGAUGUACGAUCAUGCCAACGAUGGCACCACGCAGAUGCUUAGCGGCUGUCUGCGCGAUUUCCGUAAUAAGCCGUUCCCCACCCGUGCACGCAUCGAGUACUAUAAUAAUGUACUCACCGUCCUCAUCCACAAUGGCAUGUCGAACAACAACGAUGACUACGAGAUGUGUAUGCGCGCCGAUGGAGUCCAACUGCCCAAACACGGUUACUUUGGCAUUUCAGCGGCAACUGGUGGCUUGGCCGAUGAUCACGAUGUGUUCCACUUUUUGACCACAUCGCUGCAUGCUGCCGGCCAACUUCAGGAGCCACAAAAGGUGGACAAUCAGGAGAAGUUGACGGCAGAGUACAAGGAGUAUCAGGACAAGUUAGAGAAGCAAAAACAAGAAUACAAAAAGGAACAUCCAGAUGAAGCGCACAAAGACAACGAGGAGGACUGGGAGGAGUUCUACGAGUCGGAGAAUCAACGCGAACUCCGUCAAAUCUGGCAGGGACAGAGUCAAAUCGCAGAGCAUCUGCGUGAGCUGUCGCGCAAGGCUGACGAGAUUCUUGGCCGGCAGGAGAAUACGUUGUCGUUGGUCUCACGUGGCAUGGCUGCCAAUGCUGGACAGGCAUUGCCACCGCCAGCUGCUGGUAGUGCACCCGUCCAGCAGUUGGCCGGUGGUAUCGGUGUCACCAGGCAAGAUGUGGACCUGCUGAUUGCCAAUCAGAACAUUCUGCUGAGCACCAUACGUGAAAUACGGCAACUUGCCGGCGAUAUCAAUGUGCGUACUGAUAACAUACAAAUAAAUCAGAAGAACGCGCCCACAGCGCAAAUUCAAUCCUCGGGCUACGAUGUUCAAACAUUGAUAGCCGAGAUGCGCGACGGCAUGAAUCAGGUCAAGCAGGGCAUCUCGCAUGUGGGCCAGAGAUUGGGCAUGCCACAGGGCGCGGCACAGAUGGCACCUUGUCCCACCGGAAACUGCGUGGGUGUCACGUUGUUCCUAAGCGUUACCGUUGUGCAACUGCUGCUAGUCUUUAUCUACAACAUGUUCAAGAACCGAAGCGAGGCGCAAGCGAAAAAAUUCUACUAGGCAUUCUGUUUAGUUACCCAAUCAGCAAAUAAAACAACACACACAUCUACACACACACACCCAUACACACACACAUAUACACACACCUGACUAGGCGGCAACUAAAUUUAGUUGAAAUGAAAUACUUAAGACUUCAGCGUAGAUUGCUCUACAAUAUUGUAUAAUUGUUUUUUUACUUAGACCUAAUUGAUUUUUGUAGAACGUCUGGUCCCGAAAAAUUGAAAUGAAUGCGAUCAAGCAACUAGAACAAUGAUGAAGCCUCAUGACAAAAGCCACAAGACAAAAUUUACAAUAAAUAAGCAGUCUUCAGUUCACUGGUAGAUCCCAAAUCAACCCCAUCCCUAUAACAUUGUGUUUGUCAUAAAUCUGUUUUAGUCAAAAAUCGAAAGUUUUGGUCUACUCUUCAAACUGUGCAUAUCACUUGUGUACAGUCGUGAACUCUGCAUUUCAAAAUAUAAAAAUGUAAAACAAAAAUUCAAACAAAAAAAAAGAAUGAAAAACGAAAACGAAAACUUAUUAAUAAUAAUACAUAAUGAAUUCCGUAAAUUUAGCAAAUAAAUACUUUAUGAUUUUUAUACUACGUUACUUGAGCUAGAGCGUCUGAGUCUUUAAAUUGAAUUGGCAUCGAGCUCUUCGAGAAUAUCUCCAUUCUUCAGUUUCCAUUUCAUGCGCUGUACAAUAAUAGAUGCGAUGCGAUAAAUCAAGUUUCUCAGCUUUUGUUAUUAGCAUGAACAUUAAUCAAAGUGAUGGAUAUCUCAUA